AUGAGCGGAGUGGUGAAAGAUCUCACAACCUUUGACGAAGAUAUCAGUUUGUGGAACACAUCUAGUGUCACCAGGAUGGACGAGAUGUUCUUCCGAGCGGAAGCUUUCAAUCAGCCUCUUGACUCUUGGGACACCUCAAGCGCGACCAACAUGAGCAACAUGUUCGCCUUGGCCAGGUCCUGCAACCAGCCCCUUGACUCUUGGGACACCUCGAGGGUGGCCAACAUGGAAUCCAUGUUCGACUACUCAUCAUCCUUCAACCAGCCCCUUGGCUCUUGGGACACAUCGGGCGUGAUAAACAUGUCCCGCAUGUUCAGUGUCACGAGCCCGGGUGCAGCUAUACUUUGCAACGAUUUGGCCCACAGUCACAUUCGGUAUACUGGAGGCCGGAAUCCAACAGCAAGGUUGCAGCUGCAAGCUCCCUUAGACAAGCUAUGUGGUCUGUGGAAGAGCAAAGUCCAGGCCUGGCAUACACGUCAAAACAAUUUACCGAUCGAUGACAUUUGCAAGCAGGUGCCCCCGUAUCCUGAUCCUACUGCAGCCCUGACAGGAGCUCAGCGGUCUGUGAGCGUGGGCGUGGGACAGACACCGAGUGAGCCCGCCCUGCUGCCAUGUGAGAAGUGUCAUGAGAAGUUCCAGAGCCUGCCAGAGCUCAAGCGACACCAAAGGCAGGCUCACGAGCAGGGCCCUCGUGAAUUUCAACCUGACCUAUUUGUCCAGGCGCGGGACGCCGUGCCAGGUACAUGGAACUGUGCACAUUGCGGCUGCAUUCUGCAGGAUCGCCGAUCCCUCCGCUCGCACAUUGGCUUCCAAGCAUGCCCGCGGUUUGAUCCGACUAAGGGGGAAGAGCAGGGAGGCAUCCUGUAUCAGGAUGAUGUCAGACAAUUGAAGCUGGCUGAUAGGCUUGAGGAGUUGCUUAAGGACCCGACUAGGUGCAAGUACAUGACCCAGCACUGUGUCGUCUGUGCUGCUCAGAUACCCUAUCCGAACCGCAUCAGGCAGCACAUUAGCAAGUAUCAUCCUCAGCUCUACCCCAAAGCUGACUCUCGAGCUCAGCAUCUGCAUGCAUCCUUCAAAGGCCGCAAUCAAGCGCAAAAAUGCAGCAACUGUCAGGCCUUCCUGCAAAGAGGGUUAGCCGGACACAGUUGUCCCGUCUUGCUUCAGCUCGCAGUUCUCAUGACGGCCCCUGUGGAACCUGAUCCUCCCAGGCCUCUGCUGAGACCAACUCCAGCUCUUCUGGCCCUCUUGGUACUCAAGAGGCACUCAUGGACGAUGAAAGAAGAGCGGAUCCGGAGCCUCAGCCGAAAGUUCGCAAACUUUUGGACUCCUUCGGAUUUGAACAUGACCGCAGAAGGGGAGGACCAACCCCACACCGACCUGAUGGAGGUCAUGGAGGGCAUGCUGCCCAGCCACAAACGGUCGAUCGAGGAGGACGCUCCAGCGACACACUCGAAGCUUGCGCGCGGGAAGGGCAAGGGGCAUGGCAAGCCUUCAAAGAAGGCCAAAGAUCUGGGCCACUCGGAGGAACUACUCCACAUGAUUGCUCGCCUCCUCAUAUCGCACGAGGAUACCCUCCUAGCCAUACUUCAGGAGUCGGAAUUUAUGCUAUUCAUGCAGGCCAACGGAGCGGGGAGCUUGGGUCCCACCAUGUUGGCCCUGUCGCAGAAGUGGCAUGCUCUGACGGCGACCGAAGCUACUCCCAAGACUCCACUACGUGUGGUGAUGGGGGCUGCGGUGUUCAAGGAGUUGGAGCUGCGGGUGUUGAAGGCUAUGGGCGAAGACGAGGAAGGAGCCCACAUUCGCAAGAAGCUGAUGACCCAGAACCUUCUAACAGCAGAUGGGAAAUCGUGGAACUACAUGAAGUGGAACCAAGAACAGGGCAAGCUCUUGCCGACCAAGGAGGCCCCCCUACCAAUGUGCGAAGCUUGUCAGAUGCUCAACCGCGUGUACGCUCUGAUCCAAACCCCGGGCUUGAUACUCCGAUUUUGUGCCCUGAAAGCAUUGAAGCGGGUGGACAUGGACAGCACCUCCUCCAAGUACGCCAUCGUUCCUUGGAAACUUACUGUUUCCAUGCGCAGCCCUCAGGCGGCCGAGCUCUUUCAGGCCUUGAACAGGCUGAGCCACAAUGCGGUCAUGCAAGUGAUCUUAUCGGCGAGUGAGGACCAUAGAAGCAUCAAGAGUGAUGCGGCUCUGCAACUUGCAGUUCUAGGCUGGAGGUGGGAAAAUCCAGGUUGGAACUUGUGUUACGCGCAUGCUAGUGUCAAUGCUAUGUCAUGGUGCUGUUGUUUCACAACCUGGAAUGGGGCUCUUACUGCGGAUGCGAAUGCGUGGCUAUGGCAAGUGGCCCGCAAUACCAGUAACAGCUCUACGCACACUUUGCUUCAAUGUCUUCCAAGCUGUCAGUUUGCCGGGGCCUGGUGGCAUGAGCAUCCCCUUGGCAUGCAGCAGGAUGCUGCUGAGUUCACAACCCUUUAUCUCGCAGCUGUGUGCGGGAUGACCUCGGGAGUAGCAGAGGGGAGACAAGUUCAGCAAAGCCACGCAGUGUGUGAUGUGCACCGCAUGCUACUGCUGCAAGUGCCCUCCCGCCAUGAAAGCUGGUUGCUGCAGGAGAUCUUAGACGAAUGGCACCUGCAGCACGGGCCCUUGCAGGCAUUGACCGCGCCUGUGCAGCACUUGUGCCUUCGCCUUGAUACUUGCAAUGCUAGGGGGGUAAAAAGCACGCAGAGCAUCGUCAUUGGCGAAAAACUCUUGUUACCUUGCUUUGCCUCUGCUACGGAUGCCUCGUCGCAAAAUGCGGCCUUGGAUGCCAGGAGCCUGACGCCGCCAGAUCAGCACGUGCUCUGGCACGAGUACACGGUGAGGGCAGUAGUGCAGCAUCAUGGCCCAAGCUACAGGGCUGGCCACUACACGGCCAUUCUGAUUCAAGACUUUCCCAAGGCUCUGCGCUUGGAUGAUGCUUGUACGCCGCAGUCAAUAUCAGACAUUCGCCAGGUUACUCAUGACCACUACUUGGUAUGGGUGUCGUUGGACUCCACUGAGGCGACCUCAGGAUGUGCCAACCAAACAGCUGAGUCCACUGAAAAUACUGGUAUGGAAGAUGUGAUUACAGUGCGUUCGCCUUCGCCCUCACCUCAGGCGAUGUCUAGCACCAGCGUCACCGAAUGCCUGGGCCCUGCUUCCCCACCCAUCAUGCCAAGUAGGGCCUGGCCGCCUUGCAUCGAGUCGCCUCCGCUUCCAGACACUUCAGUUAAGGCCAAUGAUAAGGUUUUGACGUCGCUCCCUGAGCUUUGCACUCGUGGAGUGCCCCGCACAUUUGCAGAGGCACUGCUUAAGAAGUCAACUGAGAGUGAGACCGGCGUAGAUUCCACUGAGGACUCUCAUCUGCGUGCAAAGUCAAAGUUCAGUGUCACGAAGUUCAACAAGCCACUCGACUCUUGGAACACAUCCAGCGUGACCAACAUGGGCUCCAUGUUCAACUACGCCACGAAUUUCAACCAGCCCCUCGACUCUUGGGACACCUCGAGGGUCACGAACAUGGCGAGCAUGUUUCGUGGUGCUUGGGCUUUCAACCAGCCCCUCGACUCUUGGAACACAUCAAGGGUGACCGACAUGAGUGAUAUCCAGGAUGAGAUGUGGAUGGUAAGGAAAAAGAGCGCAAACGGCAAUGUCUUUGCUGCCGUCAUGCCCCGUACCCUGCAGCUGUGCCCGGUGGUGUCCAACAUCACUGUGGUGCAGGCGAGUCCUGUCCUAGAUGGGACGGUGGUGGACCGGCCACGGCCUGAGUCCUCGAAUGUGGAGGCCUACCCAGGGAAUCGACUUCGUGUUUAUACAUACAACGCUGGAGGUCUUGAUUUCGACCGCUUUAUGUCAUGGGCAGAGCAGGAAGCUAAGUAUGAUCUGAUCGUGGUAACAGAGACACGCAGACAGUUUGACGCAGAAUGGUCAACCUCCACGUUCCACUGCAUUCACAGCUCGGGAAAGAACGCAGGAUUGCUUAUCCUGGUACGCUCUAAGCUGGUUCAUCCGAACCAAAUCAGUUGGGUGGCCUUGACACCAGGCAGAGUAGUACACUUGUGCUUGCACGGCACGCAAACUCUCCACGUGCUUGCAGUAUACCAGCAUGCGUGGCAGACAGACAAAAUACCUGAGUUAUUGCAGCAACGCCGGGCCGUGUGGAAAUUCAUUUCUGACACACUUCAUGGAUGUCCACCUUCCAGCAUGCAACUCUGUCUCGGUGACUUUAACUGUGACCUGCCGCUUCUUCCUGGCCGGGUAAGAUCGGCAGCUCAGCCAGGGGCCAAGGGUCGUGCAGCGCUGCGACAGGACGCCCAGUGUUUCGCCGACCUGCUUGAGCAGGGCGACCUAGUGGCGCUCAAUGCUCAACGUGCCUGGGUGCCUACUUUUGUGGGUAACCUCGGCAGAGGACUGGAGGCCUGUACUCGCAUCGACUUCAUACUGCUUAGCAAAAGAUGGGCUGACAUGACCAGUAAGCAGGCUAGCACAGUUCUUCGAUCACUUCAUGAUGAGCACAGGUGUCGCACACUCACCACUUCUGACUUCACUGCCAGAGACCGACAUCUCUUUCGAAAGAUUGCUCUGCAACCCACUGGACAGGUAAGACUAGACACAAACUGCCAGUGGCGGUUCGUCGGCCUAGACUUCAGGCCAUCAGACCGGACUUGCCCCCUGCGGCUAUUUGGAGACUGCUGGCUGAACCAAUUGCUGCACACGUGCAUCAGGCCAGUCGCGCUUCAGCAUCCAAUAACCAAAGUCAUCACGGGACUGUUGGCAGACCAGGCUGCCAAAGUGGCUCCGGAAUACUUUGCGCCGUACCCAGUAUUUGCCUACCUCAAGGAGCGUAGCACGGGGGAUUGCCUGCUAGCCAUAGGACAGCACCUCAGACAAACCAGUGAGCAGGUGCGCCGCCUGCGUGCUAAUCGACGCCAGACACUUGGCCAGCGCGCUCUUCAUGGAGGGCUGAUAGUUACGCUGGACCUAACUAAGGCCUUCGAUAGCAUACCGAGGCAGCACAUCGAGGCAGCCAUUGAUCGCAUGAAGCUGUCAAGUACCCUGGCCAAUCUGCUCAAGCUCUUUGUUGCUCAUGGCGAGUACGAAGUAACUCACCGAGGGCUGAGCGAGACUUUCAGCUGUGCCAGAGGCAUUAAGCAGGGUUCCAAGGAGGCACCAUUUGAGUGGUGUCUGGCUACUGUGCUCAUCCUUGACUGCAUGAUCACAAAGUAUGGCCAAACAUGGGUGCAAGAGCACCUUGUAAUCUAUGCUGAUGAUUUUCUCAUGCGUUGGAAUUACCGCGCGAUCGAGGAGUUCACUCGGGCGACCAGUCAGGCUGCCGAGGUCAUGCAGACCCUCACUAGUUAUGGGUUGAACAUCAGCCUUGAAAAGUCGGCUGCUCUUAUGACUUACACAGGAGCUGGUCAGUACCGUAUGCGUAAACGACACAUACGCACUGUCAAAGGUACUUCCUAUCUUGUAUGUGUUUGCCCUGACGGCGCGGCGUUCAGGCUUCCCAUUGUGCAAAAAUUCGGAUACCUUGGUAUCACCAUCAGCUAUGUGAGGCCAGAGAAGCACACUUUGCAGAGACGUCUCAUGGCUGCGGAAUAUGCGCACAAACGGAUUAGGUCUGUCUUGCGUAGCUUUCGUACCCACAGUCUGAAGGCUCGCGUUGCGUUGUAUUUUCAAGUGGUUUGGCCAACUCUGCAUUACGGCAUUCUGGAGAUCGGGCUCCCAGAGGGUGGUCUUAGGAAAAUACAUGUCCUGGUGCUCAAACACAUCCGUGCAAUUGCCCAGAGUCCCUCCCACGUCACACAUGAGACCACGGAACAUCUACUUGGUAGGUUGAGCCUUGACACCCCGAGUGCCUUGCUUCAGCAGCUAUGGCUGACCAAGACCAAGGUCUGGAGUCUUCGCAAGGCACAUGCAGCGUCGCACGAUAUAGUACACAUGAUACCCGAAUAUCCUGCCACGCCCGCCUUUCCCUCUGCUAUGAAUGCGCCAGGCUCGGAUACUGCUCCAGAUGGAGGUGAUGCGCCUUCACCCCAGCUCAGUUGCCCACAAUGCAGUGCAUCCUGCCAGACGCUGGCAGACCUCAAACGGCAUCUACGCAGUGUGCAUAAAACUGCAAAGCGCAAACUGGACCCGAGCCUGUUUCUGCCAGCCAGGGACGCUGUUCCGGGAUCCUGGAACUGUGCUCACUGUGGAGCCGAAAUGCUCAACCGGGCAUGUUUACGUGCGCACAUAGGCUUCAGUGCUUGCCCCAGCUUCGACCCAAGCCGCAGCGUACCUCGCGUUGGCUUAGCAUACAGUGAAGGCAUUGCUUCGCUGCGCAACCAGGGGAAGCUUCGUGAUGUUCUCAAGGACAGUGCGAGGUGUCAGCAAAUGACGACCACAUGUGUGCUAUGCAACGCUUCUGUACCGUGCUCCAAUCGCAUGAAGCACCAUCACACCACUCAGCACGUUGCAGAGUUUGACAAGGCCCAGGCUACCGUGCAUCACCUGCACACUGCGUUCAGAGGCCUUAACCGUCCAACCAAGUGUGCUCACUGUGGCGCUCAUCUGCAACAUGGCCUAGCUGUGCAUACCUGCCCUGUGCUCAUCCAACUUGCUGUGAUGCUAGCGCAGCCUUCAGAUGAAGAUGCGGGCAAGCCUGGUGCGGAGCUCGCCUCCGCUGUGCAUGUGUCAGAAAGUCAGGAGUUGCAGUUGCAGCCAUCACCUCCCCUUGACACCCCCCUGCCUGCACCCCUGCAGAUCCUCAUGGCUUCCCAGGGCGACCAGUCGCACAUGAGUCUGGAGGCAGCCAUGACCUUGCUGCUUCCGUCGAGCGGCGUCAAGAGAGAAGCCGAGAACCAAACAUCGCAGCCUGCCAAAUUCCGGGCGGGCAAGGGACAAGGAACGAAGGGCCAGAACAAGGGUGCCAACAGAGCGCCACACCAGCGGAGCGAGACCACCGAGGCCCUUGCUCAGAGGGUGGACCGCCUGGAGAGGUUCAUCACCCACCACGAGGACUCUCUCGGGGUGAUCCUCAGCGAGACAGAGUUCUUUCUCUUUAUGCAGGUCACGGGGCGUGGAAGUCUGGGGGCAACGGCCCUGUCCCUGUCAGAGCUUUGGCAUUCGAAAAUUGGCCAGCAGGACCCCGACCGCACCCCACUUCGCAUAUGCAUGCUGACAAUGUUUUGCAAGGAGCUGCAAAUGCGCCUGCAGAAAAUCGGGGCGGGAGCCACGCAGGACAUGGCUAUGACCAAGGAGCUCACGGCCAAUGAGACUGCUUACGACGGAAGGAGAUGCAUGGUUGUACCUGCGCUGGGAUGCACAGGCUCAGAAGCAGGUGCCAAGCUCAGCACAGCCCUUGCCCCUGGCGGAGGCCUUGCAGAUGGUGGAGAGGGUGCACACUCUGGCCAAAAGUCCGGGGGUUGUGCUUCGCUUCUGUGCGCUCAAAGCGCUGACGAAAGCCAACGAGGCAGAAACGGAGGGCCAGUCUGUGGUCCCGUGGAAGCUCACUUUGUCUCUUCGGCAUCCGGGCGCUCAGGAGCUCAAUGGCCUGCUGAACAAGCUGUCCCAUUGCGCGGUGAUGCAGAUCGUGCUGACCAGACUUCGCCCGGCCACUCAGCAAAGGAGCCCGCUGGCGAAACAAAUCGCCAGGCCAAAGAAGUGAAAGCGUGUGAGCAGGGGAUCAUCGCAACUUUGCACAAUAGCCUUUUUCUUAAUGAUGACAACCACUGCUAUGCCAAUGCUACAAUCGUUAGUCUUGCUUGGGUUGCGAAGGGGCUUCCGGAAUGCAGGGGAGUUACACAAUGGCUCCAGGCAUUGCUUGCUGACAUCACUGCUGCCCGGGAACCAUGCAAUGCGGCCCAUGAACCUGUGUAUGUGCGUGCCAUGCAGUGCUGCAGCAUGCAAAACCACCUGCAAUCCUGGUUCACUGCGCACCAGCCUCAUCACCAACAGGAUGCGGCUGAGUUUGUGUGUCUCACAUUGCUACCGGCGUGUGGCCAUGACUAUGGGGUAGUACAGAGCCGACAACUGCAUGGGCUAGCUGAGUUCAUCAGUGUGAGCUGCAUGUUACACCUCAUUACGCCCCCAACGAGGCACCAAUCCUGGAAUGUGCAAGACCUGAUUCGCACCUGGCACUGCUCUGACUCGGUGUCGCGGGCCCUGACUGAGCUCACGCCACUUCUAUGUAUACGUGUCCCUGCUAGACGUGGCCCUCUGGUCGGUUCUCAGCCGGAAAUCUCUUGCCCGCAUUUUGUUCAGGUCCACUGCUUCAGCCAGUUCCGUCCUAAGAAUCCAGAGCAGUGUGAGUUGACAGAUCUGGAAGUCAACUGGCACUCCUAUCAAGUGGAGGCUUAUGUCUGCCAUCGUGGCGCAGACUACAUGUCAGGUCAUUACACUGCUCUUCUGCGCAACUCUGAGUCGACCAGUGAUGACUCAGACGGGAUGUUUGUGCUGCGUGAUGAUGCUUGUCUGCCCACAACCCUCCCCCUUUCGGAGGUGGACAAGCGAGCCGUGUAUCUGAUAUGGCUCCGACUGCCAAGUGAGGCGUUGCAGGGCCCGCAGUUGCACCCACAGUCAGAAGCUGUCAUCAUCUCGGAUGAAGAGCAGCAGGAUGUGACAGAUACUGACUUUCCAGGCCUCAGACUCACUUUCUUGGAGCCUGCUGCCCAGGAACCAUUUGCAGCCACAGAGUCCCCUACGCAGACUGUGUGCACUUUGACCCGAAACGAGCCUGCCGCCGUGUCACACUUGGAUGCUCAGGUUCACUCAGUGGAGUCGCUGACAGACAUUCCAGCCAGCACAUCCGUGCAAGACCUUGUGGGCAGGACUCUCAUCUGCGUGCAAAGUCAAAAAAAGUUCGAUUAUGCUAGUGUCUUUAACCAGCCCCUUGACUCGUGGGACACCUCCAGGGUGACCAGGAUGGACGGGAUGUUCAGCGAAGCCCUAUCCUUCAACCAGUCCCUCAACUCUUGGGACACGUCAAGCGUGACGAACAUGACCGUCAUGUUCAACGAUGCCACGUCCUUCAACCAGCCCCUCAACUCUUGGGACACCUCGAGGGUCACAGACAUGGCAAUAAUGUUUCGUGGUGCAGAGAAUUUCAACCAGCCCCUCGACUCUUGGGAUACAUCAAGGGUGACCGAGAUGAGCGACGAGGCCACGUCUUUCAACCAGCCCCUUGACUCUUGGGACACGUCAAGGGUGACUGACGUGUUUGGCAUGUUCUCACGCGCCACGUCUUUCAACCAGCCCCUUGGAUCUUGGGACACCUCCAGUGUGACCAGGAUGGACGAGAUGUUCUACCAGGCCACGUCAUUCGACCAGUCCCUCAAAUGUUGGGACACUUCCAGCGUUACAAACAUGCAAGAGAUGUUCUUCGGGGCUACAACUUUUAGCCAAUGUGGUUUUUGCUGGGACACAUCAAGUGUGACCAACAUGGAUGGCAUGUUUGUUGGCAGCGCUUGCCCAAUUGGAACUGCGUUGGACGGGGACUGCGGUGGGUGCCGCAGAGGACUUUGGUGUGAAAAAGUGGAUGCCCUGGAUUACGCUUUGGCUAACAAGAACCAAAAUUGGCCGUGA
Molecule: messenger RNA, 9582 nt
Organism: Symbiodinium natans
Lineage: Eukaryota; Dinophyceae; Suessiales; Symbiodiniaceae
Source: the annotation of a GenBank genome assembly